This is a messenger RNA of Mesocricetus auratus (golden hamster), 916 nucleotides long. RefSeq names its product tubulin polyglutamylase complex subunit 2-like. Lineage: Eukaryota; Metazoa; Chordata; Mammalia; Rodentia; Cricetidae. The record is from RefSeq and is a predicted model, not a curated record. Gene Ontology annotation, biological process: protein polyglutamylation.
GACGAGUGCCAUGGAGGAGACGCUGCCCCCGCUGCAAACCGGCAGCAAGGCGCACCUGGAGAAGCUGACCCUGGGCGUCUCACGCAUCCUGGAAUCUUCUCCUGGUGUGAAAGAAGUGAGCAUAAUAGAAAAGCUGCCUGCUGAACGUCAUAUGAUUUCUUCAUGGGAACAAAAAAAAAAAACCAAUUGUGUGAUGCCUGAAGAUGUGAGAAACUUCUAUUUGAUGACCAAUGGUUUUCAUAUGACAUGGAGUGGGAAGCUAGAUGAGCACAUCAUUCCACUGGGAAGCAUGGUGAUUAAUGGCAUUUCAAAACUGACUCAGCUCAACCAGUCUUCUAUGUAUUCACUUCCUAAUGCACCAACUCUGGCGGACCUAGAGGAUGAUGAAGAAGGCAAUGAAGAGCAACCAGAGAAGCCUCGCUUGGAUUGUCGCAGCGUGAUAUUUGAACUGGAUUCGUGUAAUGGCAAUGGGAAGGUUUGCCUCCUCUACAAACAUGGGAAACCUGGAUUAGCUCAUGACACUGAGAUCUGGUUCCUGGACAGAGCAUUAUACUGGCAUUUUCUCACAGAUACCUUUACUGCCUAUUACCGCCUGCUCAUCACCCACCUGGGCCUGCCCCAGUGGCAAUAUGCCUUCACCAGCUAUGGCAUUAGCCCACAGGCCAAGCAAUGGUUCAGUAUGUACAAACCCAUCACCUACAACACAAGUCUGCUCACAGAAGAGACCGACUCCUUUGUGAACAAGCUGGACCCCAGCAAAGUGUUCAAGAGUAAGAACAAGAUCUUAAUCCCAAAAAAAGAAAGGCCUGUGCAGCCUGCCAGUGCCCAGAAAGGACCUGUGCCUGUAGCUUCUCCUACCCCUAAAUCUUCCUCUGGCUCUGCAAACCCUAUCCGAAAAUAAGCAUCCCACACACUU